AUGAUGAUGAUGAUGAUGAUGAUGAUGAUGAUGAUGAUGAUGAUGAUGAUGAUGAUGAUGAUGAUGAUGAUGAUGAUGAUGAUGAUGAUGAUGAUCGACGGUAUCCCUUUACAUACAACUAUUCUUUUACUUAUUAUAUAUAUGAUUAAAUCAACAUGUUCUGAUUUUUCUUUGGGUGAACGAACCGAUGAUAAUGCAAAACAAUCAAUAUUAAAUACAUUAGAAAAGAAAUGUGAAUUACAAAUUGAAAUACAAUUUCAUAAGAAGACAAAUGAACCAUUUCUUUGUUUAUUGGAUAUUGUACCAAUUAAAAAUGACAAAUCACAAGUUGUUCUAUUUCUUGUAUCUCAUAAAGAGUUAUCACCUGAUCGACAUGGACGAAAUAAAGCCAACUAUAGUAUACCUGAAUCAAGUUUAAAAGUACCAUAUAUGUUAUCUGCUCAACAUUUAACUGGAACAUCUCCAUCAAAUAAAACACCAAAUUUAUUAACAAUGGGAUUAGCAACAACAAUUACAGCAGCAGUUCUUGGUUCAACUGGAUUUCGUAAUAAUAAAUUAUUAGAUUAUUUAAGUGCUAGAAAGAAUACAACAACAAUACCACCCCCACUACCAACAUCACCACCAACAACAACUACCAUUACUUAUAAUAAAUUAGAUAGAAAUACUUCAAUUGUAAAUAGAAAAUUAUCAGAUCGUACUUCUAUUGAUUCGAAUAAAUCAUUAACGAAAUAUUCAUCAACAAGUAAUAAUACUGUAAUAAAGGAUGUUCUCAAUAGUUCAAAACAAAAUAUUCUAUUAGAUCCAAUUGAUGUUGAAAGUGGUCCACUUUUAAUAACAGAAUAUAAAAGUAAUGGUAAUAAUAAUAAUAACGGUAAUAAAUUAUUGGAUCCUACACGUUUAAUAGUUCAUGAAUCUGAUUCAACGGAUACAUCAAGUGAUGAAUCAAGUAAUUUAACUAAUGAUCCAUCAACUGUUUAUAAAUUUCAAAGAAGACGAAGUCGGGCUGUAUUAUAUCAUUUAUCUGGACGAUUUGAUCAAAAAUCUAAGCAUAAAUUACCAUUUAAAAAAUUUCAACGUAUUUCUGGCAAAGAAACAAUACCUGAAUAUAAAGUUCAAGAUGUACAAGCAUCAAGAUUUAUAUUAUUACAUUAUAGUUUAUUUAAAAUUAUUUGGGAUUGGAUGAUAUUAUUAUACUUAAUUAUAUGUGAUAUUAUUGUUGAAUUAUUAUUUAUUAUAGAUAUUAUAUUAAAUUUUUGGACUACAUAUGUUAGUAAAAGUGGACAAGUUGUAUAUCAUUUAAAAGCCAUUGCUAUCAAUUAUUUACGUGGUUGGUUCUUUCUUGAUUUAUUGGCGGCUAUUCCAUUCGAUGUUAUUUUAGCUGUAAAUAAUCCUGAAAUACAAGGAACGAUUGGUGAAAUGGGUAAUUGGAUUCAUUUAUUGAAAUUGGCACGUUUACUUCGAUUGGCAAGAUUAUUUCAAAAAUUGAACGAUAUUCUCAAUAUAGUACAGGAAUACAGUUGGUUAUAUGAAUUAGGUGAACGAAUGCAAUUGAAUCGUUCAUAUUCAAUAAUGAAUAAAACGAAUGGAUUAACUAGACGUGCAUUAUAUGUAUCUAGUUUAUAUUUUACAACAACUAGUUUAACUAGUGUUGGAUUUGGUAAUGUAUCACCGAAUACAGUAAAUGAGAAAAUAUUUGCUGUGAUAACUAUGCUUAUUGGAGCUCUUAUGCAUGCAGCAGUAUUCGGUAAUGUGACAACACUUAUUCAACGUAUGUAUUCAAGACGUUCAGCAUAUCAAACAAAGAAUCAAGAUUUAAAAGAUUUUACACGUGCUCAUCAUAUACCGAAACCUUUAAAACAACGUAUGCUUGAAUUUUUUCAAGCUAUGUGGGCAAUUAAUCGUGGUAUAGAUAAAGAAGCUAUAUUACAAUCAUUCCCGGAAAAUUUACGCGGUGAUAUUGCUUUACAUUUAAAUCGUGAAAUAUUAUCAUUGAGUUUAUUCAAAAGUGCCAGUCCUGGUUGUCGUAAAUGUUUAGCUCAAUUAAUAACAACACGUUUUGCUACACCUGGUGAAUAUCUUGUUAAUCAAGGUGAUGCAUUACAAUUUAUCUAUUUUGUCUGUAGUGGUUCUUUGGAAAUACUUGGUGAAGAAGGUACAGUUGUUGGAUUGUUGGGUAAAUGCGAUAUAUUUGGUAGUGAUAUGGAUGAUUUACCUAUAUUGGGAUAUUCUGCUUAUAAUGUUAAAUCAUUAACAUAUUGUGAAUUACAAUGUAUAGCAUUAGAUCAUCAACUACAAGAAAUAUUUGAUCAAUAUCCACAAUUUCGAAAACAAUUUGCUUUAGCCAUUUCAGAAGAAUUAUCAUUUAAUUUAAGAGCUGGAUUCGAUCCAACUUCAUCUUUAGAGCUGAUUCCCGCAAUCACUGUCACUACUGAUAAGAAUACAGAUUUUGAAGAUCAUUCCGAUGAUGAUGAUAUUAGUAAUAAAUCUCAUGAAAUAAUCAAUGAUGAAUGCAUUUUACUAACUAAUUCACAGAAUAAAACAUCAGUGAAUAAGAAAGACGACGAUGAAGAUGAUGAUGAUGAUGAUAAUGAUAAUGAUGACGAUGAUGAUAGAACUAUGACCCAUGAAACAGGUAAACUAUUUAUAAAUAUAAAAACAAGAAAUUUAAAAAACUCUCUAAACGAUAAUCGUCUUGACAACCAAUUCAAUGAGAAACAAAUAAAACUAUUUGAAAAUUUAAAUUCUUCACAAAAAUUUAAAAAAAAAUUUAUUCAUAUAAAACAAAAUUCAUUAGAUUUAUAUACAAAACAUUUUGAAAAAUUAAAUAAUUGA
Schistosoma mattheei is the source of this 2832-nucleotide messenger RNA. Lineage: Eukaryota; Metazoa; Platyhelminthes; Trematoda; Strigeidida; Schistosomatidae. The record is from the annotation of a GenBank genome assembly.